This is a messenger RNA of Symbiodinium sp. CCMP2592, 3297 nucleotides long. Lineage: Eukaryota; Dinophyceae; Suessiales; Symbiodiniaceae. The record is from the annotation of a GenBank genome assembly.
AUGCCAGCACCUGUGUUGGGACGGGCACAGCGCCGCCGUUUCCGGACUCAAAACCUGAACGUAAGGUUCGCAAGGAUUCCUCCUGAAGAGUGGAGACAGCUGUGUGAUCUUGACGAAGCACAGUUUGAGCAAGGGAUUGAGCGAUGGACGCAGGUGUUGAGCGGCGCCUUGGAGACCGGUGUAGGGCGGCUGUCAGAGGCAAUUCCCAGAGGCUUGUUGAUCGGAACAUUGCGGGAUGGAAGACAGUGGGGCGACGACCCAAUGUUGGAAUACCGCAUGCCCAACGGUCAGGUAAUUCCUAUUGCAAGAGUGCUCCAAUUCACAGAUGAUGACAACAUGUAUCUGGAUGAUUCGCCUUUCCCAGAUCGCCUGAUGAUGUUCGAUAUCCUCGACUUGGAAAGAAACAUUAGGGAGAUAGUUGUCAUUAGGGUUUUAGUGGAGCAGCUUCAGGAACAGCCGCAUCCGUUGAUGGAGAGGAUUCUGCACGAGCCUGGCCCGCCCCCACCAGAAGUGAUGGCUGUGCAAGCCCCAAGGCACCGUCAAGAGCAAGCACCGAGCAUCGGAAGUUCUGCGAGAGCCCCGAGCCGUCUACCCCUACCGCUACCGAAUCCAGCAUUCCUCACUCCGUGCGUGACUACCAUGAGAGGUGAGGGAGCGGCAAUUCAGGAGGAGCGGUUUGCUCGUAAGGCAGAAGUGGCUACGACGGAAAACCUAGAGGAGCUGUUGUCAACGCUCCAGGAGCCACUGAGUGUGACCCACACGGCAUCACAGGGCGAGGUGCGACAACGUUUGGAGCUAUGGAGACCAGCGAUCGAGAAAGAGCUACAGGCUCUUAAGUCGUCGGGAGUUUUGGUGAGCCACUUUGGGCAAGAAGGUCGUGACCUGAUGCAGAACCCGGGCACGACAACGAUACCCUUGAAGGGUGUGUUCACUGCGAAGGCUCCAGCUUCAGAUUCAAGUGCAUACUUCCGCAGAAAAUGCCGAUUGGUUGCGUGCGGCAAUCAGGCACCGCACAGCGAUGCAGAGUCGCUUUAUGCGAGCGGCGCUCCGGCGGAGCUGGUCAGAGCUGCGCUAGUUGAAGCGAGUUCCCACCCGUGGGGAGCAUACACGUGUGAUAUUCGAUCAGCCUUCACCCUGACACCUAUCCCCAAGGAGGCUGGGAGAAGGUAUGUGCUGAAGCCACCCAGAUGGCUGGUGGAGCUACAGUUAGCUCAGGCCGACGAGUGCUUCACUCUAGGACGUGUCCUGUAUGGGUUUAGAGAAGCGCCGGUGUGGUGGUCUGGUUUUAGGGAUGCGGUUCUAACGGGCGCAGUGUUUGAUGGUUGCCACUUGGUUCAGGGUGAGGUUGACCCAAGCGUGUGGAGAAUCAUCAAAAGCAGCGACAACCAGCUUCAAGGGUUUCUGAUAACCUAUGUGGAUGACUUCCUGAUUCUGGGAAGUGAAGCAACCGCGCGAGCACUUCACAAGUGGAUCCUUGAAGAGGCAAAGUGGGAGACAGACGGAUUAAUGCAGGCCAAGGAAGGCAGUCCAGUACGGUUUUUGGGAAUGCAGUUGGAACAAUGUGCAGACGGAGGGUUCACGAUAGACCAAGAAGCCUAUAUCGAUGAGUUGAUCCGUGCACACAACUUGCCUCCGACCGCCCGGUCCAAGGUCACAUGUCCCAAGGAGCUUCUCCAGUGCAGUGGAGGGGAAAGUGAGGAAGGCUUGGAUGGAAGCUCAGGCGAUGAUGAGGCAGCAACCAAGCAUGCCCAGCGCAUUGCAGGCGAAUGCCUGUGGUUGUCCCAGAGAACCCGGGUUGACAUAGCCUUCACCACAUCGAUGAUGUGCUCCCUGGUGUCCAGCGAUCCGAGACGUGCCGCCUCCAUUGGCAGACGUCUGCUCAUGUAUUUGGCCCAAACCAAAGACUACAAGUUGAGACUCAAGGCAGAUCCAGGUGCCCCGGUUGUGAAGCUGUUUACCGACGCCUCCUUUGCUCCGGAGGGGAAGCAUUCUUACGGAGGCCACAUCGUAGAGUUCAAAGGGUCACCGGUCGUAUGGCGUGCGGGAAGACAGCAGAUCAUAUCCAUGAGUUCCGCCGAAUGUGAAUUGAUUCAAGUUGUGGAAGGAAGCUCCUACACUGAAUCCUUCCUGGCUUUGCUCAAAGACCUUCAGAUAGUGUGCUCCGAGGUCUAUGUGGGAGUCGACAACACAGCAGCGAUAUCUCUGGUGAGGGGUGGAUGCUCUCAGAGGACUCGACACCUCAAGGUGCGUGCGGCAAAGCUGAACCAACUUUUGAACGAAGGAUGGAUUUUGGAUCAUUGCCAAGGCUUGUACCAGAAGGCAGACAUCCUUACGAAGCUGCUGCCGUCGGCUAGGUUGAAGUUCUUGUGCGACUUGUUGAACCUUGGCCCUACAGAAUGUGCCACUCAACCUAAAGUCCAGAAGGUUCAAGGCUCAGGGAAGGUGUUCAAGGUCUGCCUGGCAGGUUUGCUUACGUGUUUACAGGGUGUGGUGUGCAAAGGCCAACAAGAGAAGCCGGCCAUCGAAGUCGAGUGGCCAUAUGAACUUCUGUUGGCCAUGUUGCUCAUCAUUUUGUCCACGGUGUGCUUGUGGGAGACCGUGAAAAAGGGGUGUGGAGCCCGAACCAACACCGAAGCUACGACCGUCCCCAAGGUGCGCGCCGUCAGCGCCGCCAAGGAACGGAAAGCGAAGAGGCUCCAAGAUCGGGUUUCAGCUGCGAUAGAGAGUGCUGUGAGCGAGACCAGCCCAUCAGGGAGUGAACCCCUGAGAGCGCGAAGAGGGAGGAACAAAUGCCCCCCUGACCAUGCUCCGAAGGGAAGUACCAGUGCACCUCCGAUCAUCCAAGCCGGAGUCGUGCAUGUGCACAGCCCAUCGGAUCCGCGCAUGAACGCGGAUCAUGUGUUGGUUGAGGGAUACCGUGAGGCCGCUUCUUCAUCAACCGCCCAACCAAUCUACGGAUUGCCAGAUCCACACGUGCCAGCUCGGCCACCGCCUGGAGCCUAUGCAAUCGCCGGCCAGACUCCUCCCUUCCUGUCUGCACAGGUACAGGCGAACGUGGGAGCAGCGCUUCGCGUCCCAGCAGCGCGUUUCAGCGGCACAAGGUCAAAUGAGCCGGAUGUUCUCGCCGAGGAGAGACGGGGGAUGGCGUCAGUUUUGGAAGCUGUUGGGAACUGGGACUGGGGCCUGGCUGCAUCUGGCUCAGCCGACGUCAAGACAUCUAUCAGUGAUCCCGGAGUGGAUCUAGCAGUUGAUCAGACUGGAAAACCUGAGACCGCCAUUGCCAAGUGUGGAGGUUAG